Bradysia coprophila is the source of this 1767-nucleotide messenger RNA. It is a transcript of the gene Gr63a, whose product is annotated as Gustatory receptor 63a. Lineage: Eukaryota; Metazoa; Arthropoda; Insecta; Diptera; Sciaridae. The record is from RefSeq and is a predicted model, not a curated record. Gene Ontology annotation, cellular component: neuronal cell body; dendrite; axon. Gene Ontology annotation, biological process: sensory perception of taste.
AUUGUCUUACAUUGACUUAAUACUUUUCCACUCUUAACUCAACACAAAGUCAUCGAUUCGACCUUUUUAACAUUGCACCGUCCCAGAUCAAUAUUGCAACGACGAUAAAUCGCAAAACUCGUACCGGCACAAUUCCGACCAGCAUAUAGGCGAACGCAGUUCACCGCUGUAUUGAUGGAUGCAACGUUGAUGCUGAGUCUGUAGCAGGAACUGUCCGACAAAUUCACUGCUAUCGGUUGGCCACGAAAUCGCUUCUGACUAUACAGUAAAACUGUUUGGCUUUGACCACCAAGUGCCAGCAAAUCACAAGAUAAUAUUAAGAGCACAACGAUUACUAUACGUGAUGAAUGCAUGACUGUCGUUGAAAGUAAACUGAGAUUAUUAUUCGAACGGUUGCCCCAUUUAUUGGCCUUUUAUAGGAUGGUUCUCUGCUGGGAGCAUUUAUGGAAAACAAACUACGUUCGUCACUGAUUUUUUUUAUGUCUUAACGAAUGGAAAUAAUAUUUUGAUGAUAAAUUUGGUGUACGAAAGCGAUUACAAAAUUUAAUUUUGUAAAACUGAUGUCGUUUACAAAUCGAUUCGGCCAGUUUUCCUAUUCCUACGAGCAAUGGGAGUGUUUCCAUAUACAAGAAUAAAGCCAGGCAGUGCCACAUUUCCUCUUAUAGCGCCAGCCAUGGGCUACUCGGUUCUAGUUUUCAUAUUACUAUUGAUCUACGUCAUUUUCAUUGCAAUCAAUCGAAUAACCAUUGUUCGAUCGUUGGAAGGAAAAUUCGAGGAAUCGGUAAUUGCAUACCUGUUUCUCGUUAAUAUUUUGCCAGUUUUCAUUAUACCAAUGAUAUGGGCCGAAACCGGACGUUUUACCGAGGUGUUAAAUGCUUGGACAGAUUUUGAGAUAAUCUACUAUAAAGUGUCCGGCAAAAUACUACCACUAAAUUUGAAAUAUACCGGAAUGUUGGUAGCGAUUUGCUUACCUCUUCUGAGCAGUUUGUCUGUAGUUGUUACACACUUAACGAUGGUUGAUUUUAAAGUGUCUCAGGUUAUUCCUUAUUGCAUCCUGGACAAUUUGACAUACAUGAUGGGUGGAUACUGGUACAUGACAUGCCAAACAAUAAGCCAUUCUGCAGGAAUUUUGGCCGAUGAUUUUCAAACGGCACUCCAGCAUAUCGGUCCAGCGGCUAUGAUAGCAGACUAUAGGGCAUUAUGGUUGAGAUUGAGUAAACUCACCCGAGACACGGGCACAGCCACCUGCAUAACAUUCACUUUCAUCAAUCUGUAUUUGUUUUUCCAAAUCACCCUAUCAAUUUACGGACUAUUGUCCCAAAUAUCAGAGGGAUUCGGCAUUAAGGAUAUUGGUUUAUUCGUUACGGCUGUGAGUAACAUCUGUCUGCUAUUUGUUAUUUGCGACGAGGCUCACAGUGCGUCACAGGCGGUAAGAACGAAUUUCCAGAAGAAAUUACUGAUGGUGGAGCUGAGUUGGAUGAACACCGAUGCGCAGAUUGAGAUUAAUAUGUUCCUCAGAGCUACCGAAAUGAAUCCGUCAGCAAUUAAUUGCGGUGGAUACUUUGAUGUGAAUCGGAAUCUAUUCAAAUCGUUGCUCACUACAAUGGUCACAUAUUUGGUGGUGUUGCUGCAAUUUCAAAUUAGCAUUCCCGACGAUACGGCAGCUAUUCAAGGAAUGCUUAACUCAACUGCUAUGGCUGCGUCGAACGCUAAUGCAUCGCGUAAUUAAUAAAUGAUUGGUUGAUUGAUUUAUAAAAACCUUUUCUA